UUACAAAAAGGAAAAAAGUAACCAUUAGUUAAAAACCAUUCGUUCCCCAUCUGAAUAAUAAUCGUAAAUAAAGACAUGACAUGCCAUAAAGUGUAUUUGAGUCAUAUGUAAGUGGAAAUAAAUUGUGAAUAUUUGGAUAUUCUUCAUCGGAAGCUUUACAAAGAGAAGUGAAGAUCUCCACGUGUGGAUGUGUAUUUGGCAACAGUGACUGUCUGGUUUUGGAAUAUAUCCUCAGCCCUGACGGGGGUGCCAUGGCCCCUUUCGGUGGGAGACUGUCCAAUGCCGGGGAUUCUCCAGGGAAGGGUCUGUUCUAGGGACCUCUGGGUGUUUGGCAGAAGGAAACCUGGUUUUUGAGGACUGAAAGUGAUUGCCUAGCAAUGCAGGUCUCAGCUUUGGUUCUUCUGCUGCUCUGCUGUGGCACUAUACAGCGGCUUACCUUAGUGUUGGGUGAUCCUAAAGCUGCUAAACUGCACUUUCAAGCCAACAACUCCACCACCCGGCGGGAUCCAGAUACACAGGGUGAUUCCUGUGAACUUACUGAAGAGGCUCUGGAAAUACCUGGGAACAGAGUAUCACCCAUACAAAGUGAUUCUUCAGGGCAAAAGAUAGUACAGCUUGGUCAAAGACACAGGGCAGCAAAGCUAGAUUUAACAGCAAAGGCCAACAACCAAAGGAAAGAGGGACCAUAUCAUUCAUCUCCCAAGAAACAAAUCAUAACAAGUAACAAGUCAGCACCAGCCAAGACCAAGUCUGGACAGGAACCCAGACCAAAGAAGAUCAUUGCAACAGCACAUUUAGGUAAGCCAAUGGCACCAAACAAGAGAAGAGGGAAGAAUGACACAUCUCUGUCAGCAGAGGAUACAGUGCAGCCCGAGGAUAAAAUAAACAACAAUAAAGGAAAUGGUCUGGAAAAGGCUGGAGUACAUGAUGCUUCCAUGGUGAUAGGAUUCACAGAGACAGCAAAGACGGACACACUUUCAGAACCAAUAGCUCUGCUUGAAUCUUCAUCGCCUGCGAUAACAGAUGAUGAAGGUGGCCGAGAAGAGCUCACAAACAGAACAUCGUCUUCAAAAUGGAGUCAUCUCUUCUUCCCAAACACAACGCAUGAGGCGACGUCAGGGAAUGUGAUAAAAGGCACUGCUUCAAUAGGUGUAACAGUGGACAGCCUACGUCUAAAUGCUACAGGAAAAGCCGUUAAUUUUACAGGAAAUACUGAACAGUCAGGGAGCGUCACAGGAGUGACACUGACAUUAACAGGCAGGCCUCCUGAGCCAAGACAUCUCAGAAAAUCUGUGGACCCAAAGAUAAACCAUAUGGAAAUUAUGAUUAAGCAGACAGCUCCUCCAACCUCUUCUGUCUCUUCCACAGAGAACAGCACUGCAGUGACAACGUUGGAGUCAGAACUGUCAGGGGGACAAAUUAAGUUGGAAAUUCAGUCUGGGCUAAUGGACUCUAAAAUGAUGAAUAACUCACAGUUUGCUGCUCUGCCGGGAGACAUCACGGACAAUCUCACAGGGCCAGAUGUGUCACGUGGAAAGCCUGAGAAAAUGGAUUUAACUAUGCAGAGACCAGCUCGUCAAAACCAGUCUGCUACGUCAGAAAAGUGGACAGCCAAAAGUCCUUUGGACCGGGAACUAAUUGGAAAUACAACCAUUAAUAAUUUGAGAGUGAAUGAAGAAAUGGAAACUGCUGCACCUCUAGUACUGCCAGGGAUGCAGAAAACAUUGCUUGUAAAUCCAGCAAUUCAUAGACCACCAACAAACAUGUCAAAGUUGACAGAUAAGGACAAAGAGACGACAACCAAAGCAAGAGGGACAGAUGCAGGGGACAGCAAAAUGACUCAAGGCAAACCAGAAGUAACCACGACUGAGAUCCUGGAAGGCAAUCUUCGACCAACGCCCACCCACAGGGGCAGAGGUCCAGCCAGCACGGAGAGCCCAAGAGGCCCACGGGGUCAUAGGGGCCCUCCUGGAUUGCUUGGGCCACCUGGGCCAAAAGGAGAUAAAGGAUAUGCUGGGCCCACAGGGCGCACGGGGCCACCGGGGUACCCCGGUGCCUAUGGUCCACCUGGUAUGCCUGCCAUUGUGGUGUGGAAAACAUCUGAGGAGGAAUGGGUGAAGUUCAAGAAAAAGAAAAUAUACAAAAAGCUUAUUUCCACUUGGCCGAGACGGAAGGGGCCACAAGGACCAUAUGGACUCCAAGGUGAUCCAGGGCCAUCCGGGCCCCCAGGGAUACCUGGGAAGAUUGGGAGGAAGGGAGAACGAGGGAGAAUCGGUGACCCAGGGCCCCCGGGGUUGCCGGGUCCCCCAGGUAGACCGGGACAAGAUGGAUACCCUGGAGGUGACGCAUCCAGCGGUGCACCAGGACCACCUGGGGAGCAGGGCCCUGAGGGCUACAAGGGCGAGAUGGGCAACAAAGGGGAGCUGGGUGAGUGGGGUUAUCAAGGGGAAAUAGGCCCUCAGGGAGCCAGGGGCCCAAAGGGUGACAAGGGAAAUAAAGGAGUCAGGGGCCCGAUUGGGAUUACAGGGUACAUUGGAGUGCCGGGAGCAAGAGGACCACAGGGAUUUGCGGGGCCAACUGGACCCCCCGGGGACAUUGGAGCACCUGGGUUCUCAGGACUACCGGGGCCCAAUGGAAUCGUGGGUCCAAAAGGAAUAAAAGGGGUCCCAGGAGUUAACGGGCCACCAGGCCAGCCAGGAUCUAUUGGCCUGAGGGGACCCCUUGGCCAACAUGGGGAGCCUGGCCCUGACGGCAUCAUUGGGUUUCCUGGAGUCCGUGGACCACAGGGAAAACCAGGCAGGGACGGACCUCCAGGUCCCAAAGGGGAUCCAGGGCAGCUGGGUAUCGAGGGUGAGAUAGGUGAGCCGGGACUCUCUGGACCAAAUGGAGCCAAUGGAAAUCCAGGAAAAACUGGACCCUCAGGUGAUCCAGGACCCAAUGCUGGAAAGGGUGAUAAGGGUGAACCUGGGCUCAAUGGAGACCAGGGACCCCCUGGUCCUCGAGGAAGUAAGGGAUUCAAAGGCAGAGGGGGACCAUCGGGCCUUCAGGGUGAAGGAGGACCGAGAGGCCCUCCAGGAUCUCAAGGCCCCACAGGUCAUGAUGGGAUAAUGGGAGAAAUGGGCAAACAAGGGAAAGAAGGGCUAAAGGGUGCCAGAGGGCCCCCUGGUGCACAAGGACCUAUUGGGCCAAGAGGAAUGAAGGGUCAUGCUGGUCGUGGAGGAUUUGUUGGUUUGCCAGGCCCUAUGGGAGGGAUGGGGAAAUUGGGAGAACAAGGACCUGAAGGAGAACCUGGUAUUAAGGGUAGGCCAGGAAUUGCAGGGGUAACUGGACCUCAAGGUCUUAAGGGACUCCGAGGCCUCCCAGGAAAUCGUGGACUAGACGGAAUAUAUGGAGCUCCUGGUCCUGUUGGUAAACCAGGAUUAGGAGGGGAUCUUGGACAAAAGGGACAACGGGGUCAAAUGGGGAAGGAUGGAGGUCCAGGAAUUCAAGGUCCCAUAGGGAAAAAUGGAGAUCCUGGUAGCAGGGGAUUGACUGGUAAUACAGGAAGUGCAGGGAUCAAGGGCAUUAAAGGCAAAACUGGUCCAAGUGGCCCUCCUGGACAGCCUGGGCAAAAGGGUGAGAGGGGCCAGGAGGGACCAAAGGGGGUGCUUGGGAGCCCAGGGUUGCAAGGCUUACCAGGACCCAAGGGAUACCACGGAGCUAUCGGCAUACAGGGUAAUAUUGGUCCAUGGGGGAAGCUGGGGCUUCAAGGGCCACCUGGGGACCCAGGGCCAGCAGGACCAGUGGGGCCACAAGGGAUUACAGGUUACCCUGGUAAAGAUGGUCCUAGGGGACCUAUAGGACCACAAGGAGGCAAAGGGGAAAAGGGGUUCAAGGGACUUUCUGGGGAGAAGGGAGUUGCUGGUGUCGAUGGUGAGGAGGGCCCAGCUGGUUUAAUGGGGGCUUCGGGGACACCAGGACAGAAGGGGCCGCGUGGUGAUAAGGGGAAGGUUGGGCCUCCUGGUGGGAGAGGGGUGAAGGGAGCCCAGGGAGUGCCAGGCAGUCAGGGCCUUCAAGGCAUUAAAGGACCACCAGGGAAGCAAGGUUAUCCUGGAGCCCCAGGGGAGAAGGGAUCCCCCGGAGUCCCUGGAGAGAAGGGCCAGCCAGGUGUCCGAGGCGCUUCAGGUCUGGCUGGAAUGUACGGUCCCAUGGGGAAGAUUGGAGGUAGCGGUGUCAAGGGAGAGAAGGGCGUAGGAGGACUCAGUGGAGUACAAGGAAAGCUUGGCCCUCCUGGCCCUUUUGGGCCAAAAGGAUCGUUGGGUUUGCCAGGGAAGACGGGGUCCAUGGGGAAAGUUGGUUUACAUGGACCAAAGGGGGAGCAUGGGGAAAGUGGAAAGCCUGGUAUUCGUGGUGCAGAAGGACAGGGAGGACCUCAAGGUUCUAGAGGGAGCAAAGGAGUUUCAGGAGCUCAAGGCAAAAUGGGGCCAGUGGGACCUAACACAUAUAAAGGAAAUACAGGCCCCAAGGGUAGACCAGGGCCUUUGGGGCUACGGGGCCCCAAGGGCCACAAAGGCAGACAGGGGCCAAAGGGAUCGAAAGGCCAAGGAAGGAGAGGGGUCAAGGGUGCUGUAGGUAAACAGGGAAUUGAAGGUCCAAAGGGAAAGCCUGGACCAUCUGGAAGGGCUGGAUUACCCGGUAAAAGUGGCUUAGAUGGACUUCUAGGUGUUGUGGGAAAUGAAGGUGAUCCGGGGGACAUGGGCUACAGGGGAAGGCCUGGAAGAGCUGGGCAGCCUGGAAGGAAAGGUCCAGUUGGGAUUAACGGUCUAAUUGGGAGUCAUGGAGCCCCAGGUCAUAAGGGCAGUCCUGGCCCAAAAGGAAAGCAAGGACCUCCAGGACCUUCAGGACCUAUGGGGCCGAGGGGGAUUCCUGGACUAGUAGGAGAGAAGGGAAAGGAUGACCAUCGAGGACCAAAGGGUUUGUCUGGUAUCAGGGGGCUACUGGGACCAAUUGGGCCACAAGGAGCUAAAGGGAUUCAAGGAACACUGGGAUUCAAUGGACACAACGGUCCAAAAGGUGUACAGGGUGACACUGGGCCUCCUGGUCCUCCCGGACGCAGGGGAUUCCCAGGACUUCCUGGUCUGCUGGGAAAGAAAGGCAUGAAGGGUGCGAAUGGGCAGCCUGGGUCUAAGGGAGUGAAAGGCCAUCGGGGAACGCAGGGAAAACCCGGUCCUCCUGGAAGUCCUCGACAGAUAAUGCGGCCACAGAAUAGAUCCGGCACAGUGACUGGGAAGAGACAUGGUUUCCAGCACAGUCCGAUGAUACGGAGGGCCACGGAUGUGUUCAGCUGGCCAGAGGGCACCAAGGACAAUCCAGCCACCACUUGCUCAGAGUUGAUGUUGACCCACCCAAACUUGACAGAUGGGCACUUCUACGUGGAUCCUAAUCAGGGCUGCCCUUUCGAUGCCCUAUACGUCUUCUGUAACUUCACAGCAGGGGGGCUGACCUGUGUUUCGCCUGUCAAAUCUCAGAUUUCAGGAAGAUGGGAAUCAGAAAAGAAGAGCUCCAAUGCUUCAAUCCAGUGGUUCAGUCAGCUUAGUAAUGGCUUUUGGUUUGAGUACACAGGCCUCACCACAGUCCAGCUCCGGUUUCUGAGGCUACAUAGUCACUCUGCUUCUCAGCAUGUGACCAUUGCUUGCCCUAACUCUACUGACUCUCACAACGGGACAUCUAAAGGGAGCAAUGCAACUCACAGGAUUCUACGUUUCAUGGGAGACUCCAAAGAACAACACAGACUCUCAGAUUCAGCCUACACCACUGUGUCACGGCAAGGUUGUGAGGUAGAGGUGCAGGUGUCUGUUCGGAGCAGUGCAGGGGUACUGGGGAGCGACAUGGACCUGCUGCCCCUCAGAGACCUCAGUGUGAGGCGCAGGGGAGAGCACUGGGUGCAAGACUUCAGGGCUGUCCUGGGACCGUUGUGCUUUUUGUAGCUGGUCUGUCCAGUGAAAAAUGACUGCUCUGUGCUGGGAUUCAAUGCCUUUAGAGACAUUGGAAUGAGACAGUGCUGAAGCAGCAGGAGCUUGAACUCUCCAUUGCAUUUCUGUGGCAAAACUGGAGCAGAAGUACCAUGGAAAUUCCAGCCAGAGAGUGAGGAAGAGCAACGAAACCCGGACUGCAGUGCUUGUGCAUUGAUCAUUUGGGGGUGGGGGUGGGGGGCAUUAGAAUUGAGACAUACAAGCUGAAAUGUGCAUCUCUUUCCAGUGUUUUUAGAUAACAUUUUCAAAUAGCUUUAUAUAUUUUUGCUUCAUAACAUUUAUGUAGAUUUGUAUUUUGAACUCUGUUCUGAGUAAUGAAAGAUUUCUACAUAAACAUAUGAUUUUUUAGUCAUGCGUGACUCAACUUGAAAUUGAGAAUGGCUCAUCCUCUGAAUCUGAACUUUUCCCUUCUGCAGUGCUGAUUGUCAUUUCCCAGUGUAAGAAAUAAUUCAUAGAUUUGCAUACCCCGGUAAAAAAUAGUAAACACUGCAAAAAUUUUAUACACAGUAGUGCACUAUUUUUUGAGUCAUGUAAUUAACAGGAAUAUGUUACUUUUUAAGUGUAAUGAGAUUUUGAUUUGCUGAUGUAAAUUGAUGUUUUCUUAAAGAUCUUUGGCUUAUACGUUAUACAUUUCAGUGGGUAAUAGAUAUACAAACAUAUGCUAGGAUAAAUUUUUACAGUUCUCCUCAUUUGCGAGCACUUAAUUUCCAAACACUCCACAUAUAGCCAACAAGAUUAUCUGGAGAAUCUCUGAAUAAAGCUGCUUUUAUAACGAAAUGUGUUAAAUAAAAGUUUCCACAUGGAAAUGACUGUGCAUCAUAUUUGUAAAAGAAAAGAAAAGCUGUUGAUUUAGAUUGUGUGAGUGACAUCAGCUCCAUAUUUUCACAUGAGUGACUGACCCGCUGUUCUCCUGCUGGGGCCCGGUGGGUCAGUGCAUUGGGGUGAAUAAUCUCUCAGCUCAGUUUCAGGUCUUCACAUCAAUGGCGAUUACGGCCUCUGGCCAAGCUGGACAAAGAGCUUUUAUCCACGUCCUUCUAAAUGCCUCGCCCAUGUGCACCCUGCAGCCACUGGCCUCCACCAAUACCAGGGACCAUAGUGACACUCUUAGGAGUUUCCCAAAAUUCUAAAUCCA
Molecule: messenger RNA, 7143 nt
Organism: Anguilla anguilla (European eel)
Lineage: Eukaryota; Metazoa; Chordata; Actinopteri; Anguilliformes; Anguillidae
Product: collagen alpha-1(I) chain
Exons: 65
Coding region: 378-5966 (1862 amino acids)
Molecular function (GO): extracellular matrix structural constituent
Source: RefSeq, a predicted model, not a curated record